AUCCACCAUCGACGGGAGCCAAGGAACAGAUAUGUCACUUCAGAUUGCAGGCCUGACAUUGUCAUGUUCGAUUCUGAAUCAGCUUCCAACCUCGACCUGGACAUCUCUCUAGCCCACCCUUGGAGUGCGGAUGCAUUUCCAAGCUCUGCUGAUAGAACAGGCGUCGCUGCUAAACAACGAGAGAAUAGGAAGGCGGCAAAAUACAGCCAACAAAAGCUCCCUGGGACUUCAGUUCUCAAAGCCAUCCCCUUGGUAUUCGAACAUUUCGGUGCAUGGGGAGAAGAGGCCAGGAACUUCUUGCGAAAGCUAGCAGCUUUCUCAUCAGACGAAGUUGGUCAGCCAAACGCACCGGAAUUUGUGGACUUCUGGCGUAAACGAUUUUCAGUGCAGCUGCAAAAGUGCAACGCACGGGUCAUUCAGAAGAAAUUGAAUGUGUUGUGUGGUGGGUGUCAGAUUCCCGAGUCACUCAGCACUCAAUUCUUUUAUCAUUAGUGUACUUUUAGUUGUCUCUUUUGCC
Messenger RNA from Corticium candelabrum, 517 nucleotides. RefSeq lists its product as uncharacterized. The coding region runs from base 64 to 492 and encodes 142 amino acids. The transcript has a single exon. The record is from RefSeq and is a predicted model, not a curated record. NCBI's taxonomy places the organism in Eukaryota, Metazoa, Porifera, Homoscleromorpha, Homosclerophorida, Plakinidae.